This is a messenger RNA of Aphanomyces astaci, 3525 nucleotides long. RefSeq lists its product as hypothetical. Lineage: Eukaryota; Oomycota; Saprolegniomycetes; Saprolegniales; Verrucalvaceae. The record is from RefSeq and is a predicted model, not a curated record. Bases 139 to 3525 code for a protein of 1128 amino acids. The transcript is spliced from 12 exons.
UGCAGCUAGUGGCCAUGACGCAACUUGUUUUGGGCGUAAGAAAGAGGGAGGGACCCCUUCUCGGAUGCAAAGACGAUGUGAGGAAGUGGUCCUGCUACGGUGAUCAUUCGGCGUGGUAUUGAAACGCUUGAGCAGUAUAUGCAGCUUCUGGGCAAGUUAUGGUUUGUCGACAUGCCGAUGCCGGUGGAAUGGCAUCCGAAGUGGGAGACGCAUUUCCGAGAUACCCAUCAUUCCAUCCUCAAAGACGUCGUCGCAAGCCGCAACAAGCUCGCGUUCAAAAUUGACCACGAGUUGCCCCCCACGAACCAGGAGCAUGACGACACUGUCAACUUGACGUGUGUCGAAUCGGACCUUCAGCAGUACCUGCACCUUGUCGACGGCCUCAACGACGUGCGCGCCACGCUACCACGACAAAACACACCAUUCCAAACAUGGACGUGGAAGCAUGCUUGUCUCAAUCAACCCACAGACCCAACAGAGCCGUACUCGCUCGAGUUCUACCUCGACACCGAACGUGGCAUGGUCGUGUUCGCCAUGGCCUGCGUGUGCGCUCUGCAAGCCGAGCAACGUUCAUCGGUACCACCCUUGGACGACGACACAUCCUCAUCAUCAACCACUGUGAAAGACACUUGGCGCCGCGCCGCCGGGCUCUUCCAUGAAGCCACGGCACGGCUGCCGCCAUCGUCGCCCCUCCAUCCGUUUCUCCAUAUCUGGGUUCAAUUGUGUGUGGUACACGCCCACGCAGUGGAAAUGCAUCACGUGCAAGCCGGCCUCGACACCACGUCGCAUGUCCAAAUCGCGCGGUAUGAAUCGGCCCUCAGUCGCGGCGGCCAUUCUGCUUGUGUCGCAGCCCAAUCGUUUGUCGCGCACAUGUCGUCACCUACCUCCACGACGACAUGCCAGCAAAUGCGGUGGCUCGUGUUGGUGUACAAAACGUUGUGCAAAGCCUCGUAUUGCAUGAGCGAAGUCGUGCUGUACGAGUCCAAGCACCCAGACAUUGCACUGUUGUUCUGUGACGCUGUGAUCAAGUCCAAACUGCCCAUGCCGCCGCAAUACCCGCAUCGAGCGUGCGUUUACUUUACAAAACUCAUGCAAACGUUAGUCGCAGCGCACCACGACUCGGUGGCGCAUGCCAUGGACAUCAAGUCGACAUUGCAGGGCACCGCGAAAUCCGUCUCUUGGACACACGCCCUUCGACCAGAACACGUACACUCGUUCUUGUCGAUGGAACCAUUGCAACUCCAGUCGCUCCAGCCCAUUGAUGUUGUUCUUCCCGAUCACGUCGUUGACGCGCCCGUUCGUGCGGCGAUACGCCAUGCGUUCAUGCAACACCCCGACGCGCUUUUGAUCCCCAAUACAAGUAAAAGCCCCGUCGAGCGACCAAAUUCAUCAUCUCGCACGUCCAAAACCGUCGUGUAUCAAGACCACUCAACUAGAAAUCCCCACGAUCCGUCGACAACAUGGGCAACUUCCCCACUACUUUGCCCUCUUCAAGUCUCACCAGCAAAGGGACCACCUGUUGUCCAUUUCGAUCCCAACACGUCGACGUCUCGAGACAUUCGCGUCGCCAUGCGCGCCCACAACCUUGGCCUUCUCCCCGACUCCUCUGCGAAGAAGAACCGCUUAUUCGAGUGGGAAUAUGGAGUGGAACCGUUUACCCCUCGACUGGACGCCCGUCAGCUCACUCGAGGUCUAUCCCUUCCCGCGCUUCCUCUAGCAAUAUCAUCGGCCGUGGAUGCCCAACAUACCACCACCCUUACUCCAUCCCAUGGUCGUUCUCUGCUUCCGACCACGAGUACUAGUAGUACUAGUAGUAGUACCGAAGCCAACGACCAAUUCGACAACAACGGCCACCAUCACGUCAACGACGACAAUAUCACGCCAUCCACAGACGAUUUGCCGUUGACGUUGCUCAAACUGGAUUGCCUUGUCGGCGCCGAAACGUUCAAACAGGACCAUCAUUCUUUAUUAUCCAGCAUGCAUUCUUCCCUGCCAUCCCCUUGCGAUGCGAUGGGUACUACUACUACUACUAUACCCAAACUCAAUCGCAACAUGGUCACGUCGACACGAAAAUGUUGUGCGUUGUGCACUCGUCCUUUUCCCGUGGUGAAUCUUGUGGGGGUGGUGCUAAUGAAGCGUAUUUUGGAACUUCGGGCAACGUGGGGCCUCGCCACUGCGGGUACCCCCAAAUGUGCCCCCGCCUCGUACUUGUAUCGCGACGUCCGGGUCUGUGUGCUUUGUACCGACAUUCUAUAUGGACAACCCGACUUCCGUUUGAACUCUCAAGCCCCGCCAUCCACAACGCUCUCAUUGUCGUCGUCCAGCCCUUCCAUCUCCCCCUCGUCCCUCCUUCCUCUCCAUCCUCUUCCUACAUCAUCGUCGUCUAUUCAACACACGGCAAGUAUUAGUAAACACGUGCAGCACCUGCGGCGACUCAGUUUAUCGGCGCACACGUACUCGACUACUACCACUCCGACCGCCACCACUGUGACCCCUCCGCCAGGUUUUGAUAAAGACAUACUACGACAACCACAACCUUUGACAAACUCGACUACGAAUUACGUUGUCGACGAGGUUGGGUACAUGAUCCACCAACGCAUCUUAAACGACGCGCUGUUGCUGCGUGCGCCAUCUCAAGUGCUCCCGUGUGUGGAUUUGACCCAGCGCCGCCAUCGUGGCGUCGUGGCGUCCCAGAGCUCUGUGCUCAUGCUGGGCGUCGCGUCCAAUGCAAUCAACCCUGUCGACACGCAUCGAGGAAUUCACACACACGAAGAACAAGCGCCAUGGUGGGAAGUGGAUUUGGGCAGCCAUUGCGAGAUUUCGACUGUGGAAGUGUGGAAUUGUGCCGACAGCGACCCCCAAGUGGCCGCGCGCCUCUUUCCGUGCCACAUUCUGCUGCUUUUGAAACCUGGUCACCGCCGACCCCUUGUCGAGUUGUUGGGCGUGGCCGUCGACUCGGUCGUGCUUGCAGCCCCGAGUCAACCGUUGCGAUGGCGACCGAAAACAGGCAGCGUCUGCCGGUACGUGCGGUUGGUUGUGGAUAAGCUCACGUAUUUGCACGUCGAGCGGGUGCAUGUAUUUGGCACUGCUCUCAAACACGACGACCUUGUCCCCACAACCAACCCCUUGCGACCGGCCACCGCUUCUACAGCCGCCGCCAAGUCCACGACGCUACCGUCGUCCCCUGCAUCGAACCUUCGUCGCGGGCAACGCCACCACACUCCCGACAACCAUCCCAACCUUCCCCAUCAUUCUAUUCAGCCGCCGUUUAAUCAUAUAAGUAUGCGCUUCCAGCAAGACCGACGACAUUCAUCAACAUCAUCGACGUCGGGUAGCCCCCAUCGACCGAAAAGCGCGGGUUUUUUGCUGCCCACGGCCUCGAGUCACAUGCGAGACCAGCUCACACAUGCUCUACGUGACCAACUCGCCAUAGACGACCAGGUCAACCACCCGUUGAUGCACUCUCCCCACUACCGCCAGCACCAUCGUCUUCCACCGUCGUCGACAUCAUCACCGUGCCAGUAG